AUGAGGCUUUCGCUCAUAGUUUCUGCUCUUUGUCUUUCCGCGUUUGCACUUCCUGAUAUUCAAGACCUAUACUCUCGUCAGGAUGGCUCUAAUUCCCUACUGAUAGACCCCCCCGGACAUCCUCCUUUGCCCUCUGCUCAAGCAGCUGAGAUCUCGGCAGCGCAUGUAGGUCUCGAUCUUAACAACAUCCAAGGCGAUAUCCUGGUCGGGAUGAAGAAGAAUAAAGAAUUAUUCCACUUUUUCAAGAUCAACGAUAAAACUACCUUCAAGUCGAGCCUUACAAAUAUUCACCCGCUCAUCACGACCACAACGCAAAUUCUGUCGGCCCAAAGUGCACUCAAUAUAGCAUUCUCCCAGUCUGGCCUUAGCUUCCUAGGUAUCACGGAUGAUUUGAAGGAUGACGCGUUUAAACUUGGCCAAUUCGCGGACGCAGAGAAUCUUAGCGACCCCGGCACAGGGAAUUGGGUGAAUGCUUUCAAAGGCACAAACAUUCAUGGUGUCUUCCUCCUGGCUGCAGAUACGGACGAAAGACUUUUCGCUUUGCUUUCGCAAGUGAAGCAACUUCUAGGCACAUCGGCUUCGGAAGUUUAUAGCUUGAAGGGUGCUGCUCGGCCUGGAGAUCAGCAAGGGCAUGAACAUUUUGGAUAUCUGGAUGGUGUCAGUCAACCCGCGGUCGAAGGGUUUACUAGAGAACCACUUCCUGGACAAACCUUGACUGAUCCUGGCAUCUUUCUUUUGGGCGAGACAGGUGAUAGACUGAGUUUGGCCCGUCCUGCGUGGGCUAAGGAUGGCUCUUUCCUUGCCUUCCGUCAGUUAAAGCAACUUGUCCCGGAGUUCAACGAUUUCGUUAGGCAAAAUGCAUUGAAUGUCUCUGGACUCACCGUCCAGGAAAACACUGACCUCUUCGGUGCUAGAAUGAUGGGAAGAUGGAAGAGUGGAGCACCCAUUGACCUUGCGCCGUUGCGUGACGAUAAGGCACUCGGCGCCGAUCCCAAGAGGAACAAUGACUUCACGUUUGAGCAUCCAGGAGCAGAUAUCAAGACUAACCAGACCAAUUGUCCAUUCUCUGCCCACAUCCGGAAGACCCGUCCUCGAGCAGACUUGAGUCCCGUGAACACCGCCAACCAGAUUAUCCGCGCUGGUAUUCCGUAUGGUCCAGAGGUUACUGAACAGGAGAACCAACAAAAGAAGAGUAGUGACUCGACGGAUCUCGAACGCGGUCUUGCGUUCGUUUCAUACCAGUCCAAUAUCGGAAAUGGCUUCCAAUUCAUUCAAAAGACAUGGGCUUCCAACCCAAAUUUCCUCUUUGGAAAGAAAGUUCCUCCUGGUGUCGAUCCUAUCAUCGGCUCCACGCCAGAUACUCAUCGCCCUGUUUCGGGUUUGGAUCCCUUAGAUCCUGGACGAAUCAUUACGAUUCAGAAAGGUGCGCGGUUCAAUGUGCUUUCUUCGACUACUACCCAAUGA
Messenger RNA from Marasmius oreades (fairy-ring Marasmius), 1464 nucleotides. RefSeq lists its product as uncharacterized. Gene Ontology annotation, cellular component: cytosol. The transcript is spliced from 9 exons. Lineage: Eukaryota; Fungi; Basidiomycota; Agaricomycetes; Agaricales; Marasmiaceae. The coding region runs from base 1 to 1464 and encodes 487 amino acids. Gene Ontology annotation, molecular function: peroxidase activity; heme binding. The record is from RefSeq and is a predicted model, not a curated record.